Molecule: messenger RNA, 1352 nt
Organism: Ixodes scapularis (black-legged tick)
Lineage: Eukaryota; Metazoa; Arthropoda; Arachnida; Ixodida; Ixodidae
Product: zinc finger protein 525-like
Exons: 2
Coding region: 17-1168 (383 amino acids)
Source: RefSeq, a predicted model, not a curated record
UUGGGCAGCGAUUGGAAUGGAACCGAUUCAGUCCUCAAGUCGUGGUGAUGGAGCCACAUUGUUGGGGGAGACUGGUUGCCCAUUGAAAGUCACCAAGGACAUCUGGUUUGGAUGCUGUUCCUGCACCUUUGUCACCAGAGAUCAACGUGUAAUUGUGAGCCACCUGGCUGCCCACGGUGAUGAACAAUCCAAGUGUCCACAUCCUUUCAUGUCUGCCUUAAAGUCUCAAGUUCUCGGCAACACUAAAAACGACAAGAGUGAAAAGCCAUUUAAGUGCAAGCUUUGUCCCCAAGAGUUUGCUUAUAAUUCCCUUCUGACCUGUCAUAAUCGAACACACACUGGUAAGAAGCUAUUUAAGUGCAUGCAAUGCCCCAAAGCCUUUGCUCAGAGUAGCAAUCUGAUCUACCACAACCGAACACACACAGGUGAAAAGCCAUUUAAGUGCAAGCAGUGCCCCAAAGCCUUUGCUCAUAAUUGUCAUCUGCAAGCCCACAAUCGAACACACACAGGUGAAAAGCCAUUUAAGUGCACGCAGUGCCCCCAAGCCUUUGCUAAAAAAUACUCCCUGGAAAUUCAUUAUCGAAUGCACACUGGUGAAAAGCCAUUCAAGUGCAAGCAGUGCCCCCAAGCCUUUGCUCAAAGUAGCAAUCUGAUCCUUCACAACCGAACACACACAGGCGAAAAACCAUAUAAGUGCAAGCAGUGCUCCAAAUCCUUUGCUCAAAAUUCCUAUCUGACGAAGCAUAAUCGAACACACACUGGUGAAAAGCCAUAUAAGUGCAAGCAGUGCCCCCAAGCCUUUUCUCACAAUUCUUCUCUGCGAAGCCAUAAUCAAAUGCACACUGGUGAAAAGCCAUUUAAGUGCAUGCAAUGCCCCAAAGCCUUUGCUCUAAAUUGGCAGCUGCGAAUCCAUAAUCGAACGCACACUGGUGAAAAGCCAUUUAAGUGCAAGCAGUGCCCCCAAGCCUUUGCUCAAAAUUGUCAUCUGCAAGCCCACAAUCGAAAGCACACUGGUGAAAAGCCAUUUAAGUGCAAGCAGUGCCCCCAAGCCUUUGCUCAAAAUUCCUAUCUGACAAAGCAUAAUCGAACACACACUAGUGAAAAGCCGUUUAAAUGCAAGCAGGGUCCCCAAGCCUUUUCUUACAAUUCUCUGCAAAGCCAUAAUUGAAUGCACAUUGGUGAAAAGCCAUUAAGUGCAAGCAGUGCCCCUUGCCUUUACUCGAAAUUCCUCUGUGCAAAACCAUCAUCAAAUGCAUAGAGGUAAAAAGCCAUUUAAGUGCAAGCAGUGCCCCCAAGUCUUUUCUCAUGUACCAGUGUGAUCCACCAUUAUCGAAAACAGUGUUUAAAGGGAA